This is a messenger RNA of Trypanosoma brucei brucei TREU927, 2871 nucleotides long. RefSeq lists its product as hypothetical. The record is from RefSeq and is a predicted model, not a curated record. The transcript has a single exon. Bases 1 to 2871 code for a protein of 956 amino acids. Lineage: Eukaryota; Euglenozoa; Kinetoplastea; Trypanosomatida; Trypanosomatidae.
AUGGACGUGGCAGCAUUACGUCGAUUGCAGCAUCGCAUGGAGGCGCGCGGUAGGGCCGCCCAAAGCUGCGUUGUGAAUUGUGACUACAGUAGACCACAUUGCACCUGCGUGCCGCGCCAUCAGCAUGAUGAGGGAGGAGGUAGGGAUGACACCGAAGUGGCGACCGCUUCAAAUCAUAUCAACAAGCAGGGCAACAACGGCAAUAGCUCCAUAGUCACUCUCAGUGGCGCCGCGCGGUCGUGGCUGGUGCAACGGCUGGAGGACAUAGAAGUAGAUAUAACGGGAGGUGCUGCGCAGCACAGUCGGGCCGUCCCGUGCUGCUGCAGUUGCUGUCAAGGUUACCAUCACAGCUACCAUGAGCCAAAGGAAGGCUCCAAUGUGUAUGCGGGAUGUUUAAAUGGGAAAGGCAGCGAAAAGGGACAAGCGGCAACACCGUCAGUGAGUGAGGUACGUGCUGAUUGUAUUCAGCAACAGGCUGAUGGCUCUCCCACCGUGGCGGAUGGGCGCAUCAAUUCCUCUUCACCAGCUCCACGAACGUACGACGUGCCGACUCUUAGGGGAACUCAAAAUGUGCUCAAACCUGCCAAAUCAUCAAAGUUGCUACAUGCUUUACUCCGGAACGCGCAGAUGGUUGCAGUACCAGCAAAGGCACGAGAGUGGGAAAACGACCCCGAGAGUGAGCCUGACACUCCCUCGCGUAGCGCAGGUUCAACGUUGGAAAGUGCCAAAAGGGUAUUCAGGGAACGGAAGCGAGCUGCUACCGUGCCAAAAACACAUAGUGCUACCGAGUCUACCCGUACUUCUGCCAUGCGGACUCGAUCGUCGUCGCUUCUACCGACAGAUAGGCAGCAUCGGACCGCAACAGAGACAGCAACGGAGGGUUAUUCCCAACCUCCGUCCGUUACUGUGUAUCCCCACGUCAACCGUGAGGUGUCUCAGCGUCCUGUUGGGGUUAGUCCAAGGGAUGCAGCAACCGACACAUCGCCUUUAAAGUCCGUUGUAGAGCGCUCGGUGCAGUGCACACCGUUGGUAACAUCGGCAUCCACCCAGCGAGCGCUUGCCCUUUCGGUUGCUAUACAAACAGAGGACGUCGCCGACCCUUCGCGUUCGUUUCCAAAGGGAUCUUCGGGGUCCCUUGCGGGGAAGCAGUUGCAGCAAUCAUCCUCGACUAGCACUAACGGCCCUGCUACUCUCUCAGCGGAGGUGACGUCUCCGACAUCGCGGUCAGGAGCGUCGGAGUCUCACGAACAAGGUUCAGCAGGACGAUAUGUUUCUAACACAAAAGCAACGACAGCAACGAUGGAACCGUCACCAACUGAAGUUAUUAACGCCCUGCGUGAGAAAUUGCUGUUAGAGAAAGCGGAUGCGUACGUACGUUUGCUGGAGCAGCAAGUGAGUGGAGAGCUUCAUACAAAGGGCAGAGUAGAGGAGGAAGAGGCGCACGCUCGAAGUCACAACCAGGAGAGGAUUCUUUCUUUACUUUCCCGCCUGCACCAGGAAGACCGAGAGAUCAUGGAGGCCUUGUAUGACGCCGUGAAUGAGAAAGAGACCCUAGAACAAGCCCGCAGUCUGGUAGCAUCCUCUCUUCCUGUUUCAUCUCCGUCUGUCUCCGCUUCCGCUUCCGUGCCUCCUCCAGGGCAGUCCUUCGGUGAUGUUUCCCAGGAGUCGAUGCAGACCUCAGCGCGGCCGGUGUACGGUAAAAACUCAUUUCCAGAAGAGGUGUUGGCCGCGUAUGAACAGUGUUCAGCGGAACCGUCACCGCAUCCUAAACCGCCAGCAGGCAUGACGCCACUGACUACAGCGGGAUCCCCACAGACAGAAGUUUCACAGGGGAGCAUGAGGGCUUGGGUCGACAGAUACUUCAGCGACUCUCUGGACCCGCAGCACCGGGCACUCCUGCAUCACGUUCUUCUUUCGAGGGAGGCGGAAGUUCGACGUGCUGAAGCUGCGGAGUCACAAUGCAGGAAAUUAAAAAGCAGGCUCUGCACCGCGGAUGCACCGUCGUUGAUGUUAACAGAAGGAUCAGGGAAACAUGAAAGUCAGAAACUGAGCGUCCCAGCCGUUUCAGGUGGAAACGAGGAGGAAUCAAAGGUACCCGACCUCCGACGCGAUGGAUCGGGGAUCAAGUCUAGCGAGCUGAGUUGUUCAAUGCCACCACCGGCCCCACCACGAACUGAAAACCUCCCCAGUCGCGGCAACGAUCGUGCGGUGAACGCUUGUGGUGCUAACCCUUCCGCUACUUCCUCUUCUCCUUCGAGGGCGGUAAACGAGGAGGAACUGCAGCGCUGGAAAAGCCGCUGUGACGCUAUUGAACAACAACACCGCGCCAGUGUUCAUCGAUUAGCGGAGCUACAAACUUAUAUUGAGCAGCUGCGGCGCGAUGCUCACCAAGCGGUCGUAAAAGUUGCGACUGCCGGCACCGUUACAGUGCCCACCGCUCCCAAUCUCCCCACCACCACGCUGCCGCAGCCAAACGAAUCGACUGUCCAAAUGUCUUCCGUCCGUGACAUGUGGUCUCCAGGGAGCGGCCCCACGAGAGGCGUGAGUGAUACAUUGUCUUUUACGCAGCCACCAUCCAGCACGUGUCAACCCCACUCGACAGUAGCGCCUCUGUCUACUUUUGAGCGGCCUUCCAAACCAGCAACAGAAAUGGGACCCCUUAGCGGCGUGACUCCUCCCACUUCCCUUUAUCCCACUUCUGUUCCUACUACUACCACCGUACAGACGUCUACUGGAAACCGUGAGGCAGCAUUGCAGAUGCUUCGGGAGGAGUUGGAUGCAGAAUGCUCUCGGUUUGCUGAUGAAUCACGCCGCUGGCAACAGUUUGUGGAAACCCAGAGAAUUUCUUUACAGAAGGGUAAGGGUGGCUGA